GAUUUAUUCUAAAAUACGCAGUAUAACCUUAGUUUAUUUCACAGACAAAACCUACAUUGUUCAGAUUUAAACGCUACUGGUGUUUUUUUUUUUUUUUUAAAGUUCCACCGGAUGUAGAUGUUGUUAAUAACCCCCACAUUAGGUUCAGUUAGGGUCAGGAUCUACGAAAGGUACACAGCACAUAACGUGUCUCUGUCAUUCCCGUGGUGUUUUCAUACAGCCUGAGCAAUUAUGUCAGCGAAACAUGCCAAGCCCCACUUCAGCCAGUCUCUGGUGACUGAGAUGAUGAAGAGGCUCUUCGACCUGACGCCAUCAGAAAUCCACUCUCUGCCGAGCUAUGAUGACCAGAACUUUCAUGUGGUGUCCGCUGAAGGUGGCGAGUACGUCCUGAAGAUCACAAACUCAGAGGACAGCAAGAACUACGCCCUGAUUGAGAUGCAGGCUUAUGCUAUGUCUGUCCUUCACCAGAAUGGACUUCCUGCACAAACAGUCGUGCCCACCACCUCAGGACAGCUCAUGAGCCUGGAAGAAACAGAUUGCGGCUAUGGCCCACAGAAGUACCUGGUGCGGCUGAUGACUUAUUUGCCCGGGACCACCAUUUCCAAGGUCCCUUUAACACCACAGUUACUGUAUGAAAUUGGCAAGACAGCAGCCAGGAUGGACAAAAUCCUGCACAAGAUGGAGCACCCCCAUCUUGGCGUGGUGCAGAGAGAGAAUUUCAUGUGGAGUCUGUCAAAUGUUCCCCUCCUGGAAGGUUACAUUCAUUUAUUAGAUGGAGAUCCUCUUCAGGAGGUUGUGAAGUCUGUCAUUCAUCACUACAAGACCUCUGUGAUCCCUAAACGCUCCAAUUUCCGCAAGUGCAUUAACCAUGGUGACUUCAAUGAACUCAAUGUGCUUGUACAACCUGAGGGUGAUGGCCACAGGAUUUCUGGCAUCCUUGACUUUGGGGACAUGAACACUGGCUACUUCAUCCAUGAGCUUGCCAUCGCUAUCAUGUACAUGAUGACCAUAUACCCAGAACCCGUAGAUGUGGGUGGACCUGUCCUCGCAGGGUGGGAAAGUGUCCUUCCCCUCAACGAGGCAGAGAAGGAUUGUCUCUAUGUGCUGGUGCUGUCCCGCUUCUGCCAGUCGCUGGUUUUAGCUCGUCACUCCGUGAUGUUGCAUCCGGAAAAUGAAGAGUAUCUGAUGAUUACAUCCAGGAGGGGCGUCCACAUUCUCCGUAGCAUCUGGGAGCUCGGAAAGGAGCAGGUGGAGAAGGUGUGGUUUCAGAGUGCUGCUCAGUUCACUGACAAGAAGUGAAAUAUUAGUAUGAAAGCCAUUCACCCUUUCAAUGAACAACAGGGUGAUUCUACUGAGCCCUUUUUUUGUGAAUCAAGUGUAAUUUUAAGAUCACCAGUAAAAAGAAUAGAUUAUGUUUCAACACUAAAAACAUUUUACUCUUGAGAUUCAGACAUAAUGUAGUAGGAAUACUACACAGUGUCUGAAACCAAGAUGACUAAGGUAGCAGAUAUAAAGGUAGCAAUAGUAACAAUAGAUCAUGUACUGUAAAAGCAAAAUGUCUAUCAAAGAAAGCAUUUAAAAAGAAGAUAGGGAAAAGUGCUUUAUAGUGCCAUUUAUCAUGUGUAAUAAGUGCCUAAAGUCACAAGGGAUUAUACACUCCAGUGGAUAGUCACGAGGGAUUAUACACUCCAGUGGAUGUGUACCUUGGUGCUUCUCUGUAUGGUAACAGGCCACUUGGCCAGGCAUUGGAUUGAUUUUUAUGACAUUUCACAAAGAAAGAGACAAACACAUCAGCAAUGUAAGAGACUACAGCAUCUCCUCUGUAACAGAUUUUAUACCUUGACCAGCCAGUUUCAUUUGAUUUACCAAGAAUAAAGACAAAUGUAUUGCUCAGGUCACAUGUCAACUGAAGUGCAAUAAUGUCCUGCUAUAUGGAUUGUUGUGCACAUGAAACCUUUGUACAGUUAUACAUUAUGCUUCUCUGGGAAAUCUACCUCAACUUUCAGACUGUGUGUUUUAUACUUUGCCUGGGUCCAAAUGUUAAUUUAAUACUGUUAUACUGCUCCAAUUAGACCAAUAAACAAAAGAACAGCCCCUUAAA
Molecule: messenger RNA, 2101 nt
Organism: Epinephelus lanceolatus (giant grouper)
Lineage: Eukaryota; Metazoa; Chordata; Actinopteri; Perciformes; Serranidae
Product: hydroxylysine kinase-like
Molecular function (GO): amino acid kinase activity
Source: RefSeq, a predicted model, not a curated record